AUGGCGUCCAAGGGUUUACUCAUCGUGUCCGUGCUCCUGCUGGCAUCUGCUUUCCUCGCCACCUCAGGUGAAGAUCAUCAGGCUGAUGACCCGGAGCCAGCGAACACUAGUCCAGGCGGCGGCGGCGGAUCAUCAGGUUACGGCCAAGCAGGCGGAUCUACCGGCUACAACGCCGUCUCAGCCUACUACCCACCGCCAACACCUGCAGGGUGGCCAAACGGUGGCGGCUACUCCUACGGAUCAGUAGGACAGGACGGCAGCUACUCCUACUCGUAUGGAGUACAGUACAUCAAUGGCGAUCCUGCGGGUUGGUCUGGAUGGAACAAUGUGUGGUGGUUCGACCGCCGGUGCCCAUCGGGCGCUUGUUGUGCCCGUGGGUUCAACGGCGAUUGCUUCCGUUGCUGCCAUCCGUGGCCGUAG
Oryza sativa Japonica Group (Japanese rice) is the source of this 420-nucleotide messenger RNA. Its product is annotated as glycine-rich cell wall structural protein. The record is from RefSeq and is a predicted model, not a curated record. Lineage: Eukaryota; Viridiplantae; Streptophyta; Magnoliopsida; Poales; Poaceae.